CGAAUAUCUAGUCCGAUGCAACCUCGCCGCCGCCCAUGUCCCCAACCCGAACCCGUCGGGGGACGGCGGGGGACCCCGAUCUCGUCUCGCCCACGCGCCGGGCGUCUGGCCGCGAGGACAGUGAGGGCGUCCGGCGCCGCAGCUCGAUGGCCUCGCGCCGCAGCGGCAGCCUGGUGCCCAGUCUGGCGCCCCGGACGACGCUGGCCCAGCGCACCCAGGGCAAGUUCACCAUGGCCGGCCCCGACGACAGCCCCCAGAUGCGCCUGGCCCACGAGCCCUUCGUCCAGCCGGGCUACGGCGAUCUCAACCCCUCGUACGAGCAGCCCGCCAACUCCAAGCCCAUCUGGGGUCUGGCCAAGCCGCUGCCCCGCGUGGUGCGGUCCGGCAUGGUGCCCACCAAGGAGGAGCUGAUCGAGGCGCGCCAGAACGCCCAGCUGCCGGCGGAGAACUCGCAGCGCCUGGGGCUGGACGUCGACCCCAACGACCUGGAGCAGGGCCAGAUCGCCAAAACCACCGACCCCCGCAAGAUGGCCGCCCAGGUCGAGGACGCCCGCCUGCAGCGCGAGGCCAACUUCAUGAACAAGAUCCUCAGCGGCGAGGCCGGCACCUCCGUCCGGGGCUCGCGCCUGUCGCGCACCUCGUCGUCGCGCAUCCGGCGCCCCUCGGCCUGGGACCUGCCCCCGGAGAACCUGUCGACGGUGCAGGAGGGCGGCACCCCGGCCACCAGCGAGACCCACGAGGACCCUCCGCACUUCAGUGAAGAGCCCCUGCCGUCCGUCCCCGAGGCGCCCGAGUACCCGGCUGACGAUGAUGCCAAGAUGGACGGCCUGGAUCUGCCGGAUCUGGAGGACAUCGACGCCUCCUACCCGGAGGACCUGCACCCGCUGGUGCAGGAGCUGGUGGAGGACGAGGUGCACAACAACCACACCACCUGGUCGGUGAUCCGCACGCAUCACCGCGAGGCGCUGGCCGAGGCGCUGGGCGUCUUCGUGCAGCUCUUCGUCGGGUUCUGUGCUGACCUGGCCGUCACCUUCGCCGACGCCGGCAACCCCAACUCGACCGACUGGGCCUGGGGCUUCGCCACCAUGCUGGGCAUCUACGUGUCCGGUGGCGUGUCCGGCGCCCACUUCAACCCGACCAUCACCGUCAUGCUGUGGUUCUACCGCGGCUUCCCCAAGCGCCUGAUGCCCGAGUACUUCGCCGCCCAGUUCCUGGGCGCCUUCUGCGCCGCGCUGGCCGCGUACGGCGUCUUCUACGAGUCCAUCCACCACUGGCUGCAGUCCAACCCCACCACCGACAUCAUCACCAGCUUCGUCACCAGCCAGCGCGAGACCUGGAUCGGCCCCGGCACCGCCUUCUUCAACGAGUUCAUGGGCACCGCCAUCCUGACCAUCGUCGUGCUGGCCCUGGGUGACGAUCAGAACGCGCCCCCGGGCGCCGGCAUGAACGCCUUCAUCCCGGGACUUUGGCCCCGACUCGCCCUGCUGGCGCUGGGCUACGGCAAGGAUCUGUUCACCAAUCCGUACUGGUUUUACGGCCCCUGGGUGGGCUCACUCAGCGGCUCGUUCAUGGGGGCCUUCCUGUACGACUUCUUCAUCUUCACCGGGGGUGAGUCGCCCGUCAACUACCCGUGGGAGCGCACGGAGCGGGCGAUGCGCAAGAGCCGCAUGAAGUGGGCGCGCCGGUUGCGUCUCUCUCGCAAGGAUCAGGGGGAGAAGACCGUGCAGUAAUCGGGGAGGAAUUUAAAUGAAUCGGAUCACCAGACUGGAUUCUGUGAUGGUGGCAGUGGUGGUGGUGGUGGUGCUGGUGGUGCUGGUGGUGAGAGGGUGAUUCGGCAGACGGGGACGUAGAUCGUAUAUUCUGGAGUGAUGGUCGGGGAAUACUGACAGGACCGGACCAGCAUUGUGUAUUUCUAAUCAUUUGGAGCUCUCGCGUGUCUAUAUUCUGUGUGAAGUCUUAAUCUGAACAUAUUCUCGG
This is a messenger RNA of Aspergillus heteromorphus CBS 117.55, 1977 nucleotides long. Its product is annotated as aquaporin-like protein. The record is from RefSeq and is a predicted model, not a curated record. Gene Ontology annotation, cellular component: plasma membrane. Bases 147 to 1730 code for a protein of 527 amino acids. Lineage: Eukaryota; Fungi; Ascomycota; Eurotiomycetes; Eurotiales; Aspergillaceae. Gene Ontology annotation, molecular function: water channel activity; glycerol channel activity. The transcript is spliced from 2 exons. Gene Ontology annotation, biological process: water transport; glycerol transmembrane transport.